This is a messenger RNA of Hydra vulgaris (swiftwater hydra), 721 nucleotides long. The record is from RefSeq and is a predicted model, not a curated record. Lineage: Eukaryota; Metazoa; Cnidaria; Hydrozoa; Anthoathecata; Hydridae.
UUUAGCGAUUGUAGGCGAAUUUCUUACUCUGCGAGUUGCUAUGUUAUCUUUUCGUCAAAAAAUACUUGUAUACUCUGAAAAACUUAAAGAUAACUCUACAAAUGUUCAGAGCGUACCAAUCAGACUAAUUUGAUGAAGAUAAGCAACUUUCAGGAUUUUUAAAACUAUUCCUAAUUAUUACAUAAAUUAAAAAUUAUUUAAUUAUCUUUUUUAGACAAAAAGACUGAGUUAUCGUUAUUGCUGUUGCCUCACAUAUUGAUUCUACCACCGCAACGAGGCCUAAAAGCUCCUAGAGACGGGAGGGAUGUAGUGUCUAAUCUAAUGUUUGUGGAUAUGAACGAGGAACAGAUAAGUGUCCCUGAAGCAGUUGCUUCUCUACAAAAAAACGUAUGGGCAGGUAUAGACAACCUCCCACCAAUACUUUUUCGUCUUGAUAAGAUUUAUUACAUCAAGUUGGAUGAUCGGCUCAUCGAACUUCGUGAUGCAGCUUGUUUUUGUGAUGCGGUGGAGUUUUUGUUGAAGUGUUUUUAUGUAUUUAAUUUAACUUAUCCACACGAAAUAAAGCCAGUUUAUGGUCUGCUUGAGCAUCUCAUGCACAUGAAUGUUUCGAUCGGAAAAAGUGCCGCUUUAUCAGACUUCUUGGGAGCAAUGACUUAAAAGUUGCACAAAAGAACUAAAAACAAUUACUUUUUUAAUUUUAGUAGAAAAAAACUUUAUUAAA